Chara braunii is the source of this 782-nucleotide messenger RNA. Lineage: Eukaryota; Viridiplantae; Streptophyta; Charophyceae; Charales; Characeae. The record is from the annotation of a GenBank genome assembly.
UACGAGAGCAGCUCGCGGUGCACUAGUCAUUACUGGAAAAUUCUAAUGAUGGAUUUCGACCAUCCUCUCUACCCUGCAUUCUUCAUCAUGCCCUUCAACCACCAAGUUAAGCCAAAGGCGCAUUUAUCUGCACCUAUGCAUCAACAGGAAGAGAGAGAGAGAACGAAAAAACGAGAGGAAGAGAAAAGUAGAUAAAUGUUAGUAGAUAUUUGUAGAGAGAGAGAGAGAGAGACGAAGACAGAAAAAGAUCGAGGGAAAGAUAUGAAAUCUGCAAUAGUGAUGUUGCCCAAUGGCUAAUGUCGUUGUCUAGCGCAUCAAUGCGCAACAAGUCGACAGGUUUUAAUGGUCGUCGUCAAGUGAAUGGCGCGACAGGAGUCGAGCGUGGCAGUCGGGAUCUACACGAACGACUCCUGAGGUCCUUGAAACCUUGCGUGGUCACCAUUGCACAUUCAGAAAAUGGGCCACAAAUAGUCGCGGUGAACGAUGAUGCCUUACAUAGCUGCGGAGAGCAACGACGCUUGCAUAGCGGAGCUGCACAUGUAGGUGAAAGUGUUCAUGGAAUGGAAGAGCACUUGCGCAAUGUCAGUAUCUCGGAAGCUGUUUCUGGCAAGCAGGACGUGGAUCGCCCGGAAGCUAACGAUCCACAUGCGGGAUCAUUGUGCAGUGCUGGUCGUCGUGUCCAUAACGAGGCAGCAGGUGAGUGAGGAAGGAGCAACCCGCGUGGCAGAUUCUUUAGCUCCUCAAAUACGUGCGCGAGCACGUAAUGAAGCUCAGCAUGCAAG